Messenger RNA from Geodia barretti, 2161 nucleotides. NCBI's taxonomy places the organism in Eukaryota, Metazoa, Porifera, Demospongiae, Tetractinellida, Geodiidae. The record is from the annotation of a GenBank genome assembly.
UUCCAAAUAAUGCCCAUCUCUCACUGACGUCACUGGCGUUUAGUGUCUGUCGCUCUCCGCUCCUCCUAUACAGACCACCAGAAGCUGAGGUGGGCUGUGGUCUGCGACAUAAAGCUUAUAGAGAUGGCCGACAUUCAAGACAAGACCAAGCUGGGCUCACCUAGCCCCGGAAGCUCUCCACGGCUGGCUCGAAAGGAGGCCAGCCCCACACCCUCAGGAGGAGGGGGAGUGAGUCCGUUCUCACAGCGGAAGAGAGAGGCAGAAACACUCCAGGAGGCUAUCACUGCCACAGCCCUGCCUGGAGAUCCACCUCUACUUCCAGGAGAGCUUCUGAGCUUCAUUGCCCAUGACAUCACCUACCUCGACCCAUUUCUGGGUGCCCGAACUGGAAGUCUCUACAUCACUGACUACAAGAUGUACUUCAAGUCUCCCAGUGAUGACAAGGCUGAGGAGUAUAUUCUGCAUGUACCUCUUGGAGUCAUCAGCCAUGUGGAGAAGAUGGGUCGCUCCAGGAGCAAGGGAGAGAAUGCCUACGGUCUAGAGAUCUUUUGCAAGGAUAUGCGGACACUCAAGUUUGCUCACAAACAGGAGACCCAUGGCCGAAGGGGGAUGUACGAAAGACUACAGGUCACACUACCACUGAAACAAUAGGCCAGCCAUGAUAGACAUAACCAGUAACAAACAUAAAGAUCCCUUUACUCUAAAUGCUACUCAUUACAUGAAAGUUUUUCCUAUUUCUCUAGAUUGUCUCAUUUCCCAUCAGCUAUGGCAAGAACCCAUUUGCCUACAGUUUCAAGCAGAGCUACCCGACCAAUGGCUGGGAGGUGUAUGAUCCUGUCAGGGAGCUAAAGAGACUGUCAGUGGGUGCAGAGAAUGUUCCGUGGAGGAUCUCAGAGACCAACAGUGACUACAGCAUGUGUGAGACGUACCCCACCAUCCUGGGGGUCCCGGCCUCUGUCAAUGACGAGACUCUGGUCCUGGCCUCCCAGUUCAGGAGCAAGGGACGAAUGCCUGUGUUGUCGUGGCUCCAUCCAGUGACCCACGCCUCCAUCACUCGCAGCAGUCAGCCUCUGGUGGGAGCAUCACGGAAACGCAGCAAAGAGGAUGAGGACUACCUCAGUGCCAUCCUGAAGGCUAACAAGUAUGGGAAGAAGCUCUAUGUGAUGGAUGCACGACCAAAGAUCAAUGCUUAUGCCAACAUAGCGAUGGGGGGAGGCUAUGAACUGGACGAGGCCUAUCCCAACAUGGACUUCAGUUUCCUAGACAUUGGCAAUAUCCACGUCAUGAGAGACAGUCUGAGCAAGCUUCAGGAUAUCUGCUAUCCUGACGUUGAUGACCAGAGAUGGUACUCCUCUCUCGAGGCCACUCACUGGCUGGACCAUAUCAAGACGGUGUUGGGUGGUGCAGUGAAGGUGGCAGAGGUGAUAGAGAGACAGAGGUCCUCUGUGCUGGUCCACUGCACCGACGGCUGGGACCGCACGGCCCAGCUUACUGCCCUCGCCAUGCUCAUGCUUGACCCCUUCUACCGCACCAUCCAGGGAUUCGAGAUUGUCGUUGAGAAAGAGUGGAUCUCAUUUGGCCACAAGUUUAGUCAGAGGCUGGGUCACGGAGAUCGUAACCACAGCGACGACCAGCGAGCUCCCAUCUUCCUCCAGUUCAUUGACUGUGUCUGGCAGAUGACCGUCCAGUUCCCCUACGCCUUUGAGUUCAAUGAGCACUUCCUUGUCACCAUCCUAGACCACCUCUACAGUUGUUUGUUUGGGACAUUCAUUGGAAACUGUGAGAAGCAAAGAGAAAAACUGAAAGUUAGAGUGAAGACGAUGUCACUGUGGAGCUUUAUCAACAGCCAGUUGGAGAUCUACAAGAACCCGCUAUACACAGAGAGCAUCCAGCAGGUCCUGUUCCCGAGUGCCAGUAUCCGUAAACUGGAGCUCUGGAAGGGAUACUACCUCCGGUGGAACCCCAGAAUGAGACCUCAGGAAGCAGAGUUUGAACGCUGCAGGCAUCUCCAAGUACUGAUCAAACUGCUGAGAGAAAAGUGCCAGGAACUGCAGGAACAACAACAGAGAGAAUCACAAAUAGCAACUGUUGUGGCUUAGCAAAACACACACACCUUUUUUUACUGCGCAGUAAAUUUUCCCUGAUGAUCCGGCCUCAGUGC